Messenger RNA from Pimephales promelas (fathead minnow), 3230 nucleotides. Lineage: Eukaryota; Metazoa; Chordata; Actinopteri; Cypriniformes; Leuciscidae. The record is from RefSeq and is a predicted model, not a curated record.
ACACCCUAGGCCCCGCCCUGUCCGCUGUGACAGAUGAGGGAGGUGCCUCCGUGCGGGCCCUGAAGGGAGAGAAGGGAGAGCCUGCUGUCCUUGAACCUGGUAUGCUGAUUGAAGGACCACCUGGACCAGAAGGACCAGCAGGUCUCCCUGGCCCCGCUGGCCCUCAAGGACCCCCUGGCUCUGUUGGUGAUCCUGGUGAGAGGGGUCCUACUGGUAAGGCUGGUCUACCUGGAGCGGAUGGUGUCCCAGGACCUCCUGGAACUUCUGUCAUGCUUCCUUUCCGCUUUGGACAGAGUGCUGGUGAAAAAGGGCCUGUUGCCUCAGUACAGGAGGCGCAAGCUCAAGCCAUUCUGUCUCAGGCUCGGUUGGCUUUGAAAGGUCCACCUGGGCCAAUGGGUUUCACCGGCCGUCCUGGACCUUUGGGAACACCUGGAAGUCCUGGCUUAAAGGGAGAGGGUGGAGACCCUGGUCCUCAGGGUCCCAGAGGUCAACAAGGAUUAUCUGGUCCUCCUGGUAAAUCUGGACGGAGGGGUCGUGCUGGUGCUGAUGGAGCCAGAGGAAUGCCAGGAGAGUCUGGAAUUAAGGGUGACCGUGGCUUUGAUGGGCUUCCUGGUUUGCCUGGAGACAAGGGUUAUCGGGGUCAGACUGGAGGAAUGGGAACCCCAGGACCACCUGGAGAGGACGGAGAGAGGGGAGAUGAUGGAGACAUCGGACCCAGAGGUCUUCCCGGCGAACCGGGGCCCCGUGGUUUGCUGGGGCCUAAAGGGCCUUCUGGACUUCCUGGUCCUCCCGGUGUCCGCGGAAAUGAUGGUCCACAUGGUCCAAAAGGAAACUUGGGACCCCAAGGUGAGCCUGGUCCUCCAGGACAGCAGGGGGCUCCAGGAACACAGGGAACGCCAGGGCCACAAGGUCAUAAUGGACCGCCAGGAGAGAAAGGACCCACAGGAAAGCCAGGUCUACCAGGAAUGCCCGGAGCUGACGGUCCUCCUGGUCAUCCCGGAAAGGAAGGCCCUGGUGGAACCAAAGGAAAUCAGGGUCCUAAUGGUCCUCAGGGGUCUAUUGGCUAUCCUGGCCCUCGGGGAAUCAAGGGAGCUCAAGGUAUUCGUGGGCUGAAGGGCCACAAAGGAGAGAAGGGAGAGGAUGGAUUCCCUGGAAUCAAAGGAGACUUUGGUGUGAAGGGAGAGAGGGGAGAGGUUGGAGUGCCCGGCCCGAGAGGAGAGGACGGUCCUGAGGGGCCAAAGGGUCGUGUCGGCCCCCCUGGUGAAAUUGGACCUAUCGGCGUUUUGGGAGAAAAGGGUAAACUUGGUGUGCCUGGACUUCCUGGCUAUCCCGGAAGACAAGGAAUUAAGGGCUCCCUUGGUUUCCCAGGAUUCCCUGGUGCAAAUGGCGAGAAGGGCGCAAGAGGUUUGAUUGGAAAACUUGGACCAAGAGGACUAAGAGGGCCUACCGGUCCCAGAGGGCAGAGGGGUCCCCGUGGAUCAACAGGAAAACCAGGUGCUAAGGGCGGCUCAGGCAGUGACGGGCCUCCUGGACCACCUGGAGAGAGAGGAUUAACCGGACCUCAAGGUGCAAAUGGAUUCCCUGGGCCAAAGGGACCUCCUGGACCCCCGGGGAAAGAUGGACUGCCUGGACACCCUGGACAGAGAGGCGAAGUUGGUUUCCAAGGCAAAGUUGGACCACCUGGGCCACCAGGAGUGGUUGGACCACAGGGUCCCUCUGGUGAGACUGGUCAGAUGGGUGAGCGUGGCCACUCAGGACCCCCAGGACCACCCGGUGAGCAAGGCCUUCCUGGGCCCUCUGGUAAAGAGGGAACCAAAGGAGAUCCCGGUCCAUCUGGCGGCCCCGGUAAAGACGGACCCCCUGGACUGAGAGGAUUCCCAGGAGAAAGAGGACUGCCAGGAACUCCGGGAACUGGAGGACUGAAAGGAAAUGAAGGGCCUGCUGGACCACCUGGACCUGCUUUGAAUUUCUAUGCAGGGCUCAGCUGGGAGAGAGGAGGUGCUGGCACUGCAGGUCCCGUUGGCCCACCUGGACGACCUGGACCUCAGGGACCCCCUGGAGCUUCUGGAGAAAAAGGAGUGCCAGGAGAGAAAGGUCCGAUUGGUCCAGCUGGUCGCGAUGGCAUCCAAGGUCCAGUUGGUCUCCCCGGCCCUGCUGGACCUCCGGGUACUUCUGGAGAGGAUGGAGACAAGGGUGAGGUUGGAGAGCCAGGACAAAAGGGAGGGAAAGGAUCCAAAGGAGAACACGGUCCUCCUGGUCCACUUGGGGCAAUGGGUCCUGUUGGACAGCCUGGCGCAGCUGGUGCCGAUGGUGAGACCGGUGCGAGAGGUCAGCAGGGACCGUUUGGCGCUAAGGGAGAUGAAGGGACAAGAGGAUUCCCUGGGCCUCCAGGCCCCAUUGGACUACAGGGUUUGCCAGGCACAUCUGGAGAAAAGGGAGAGACAGGAGAUGUUGGGCCAUUGGGUCCUCCUGGUCCCCCAGGACCACGUGGUCCAGCUGGUCCCAAUGGUGCUGACGGUCCUCAAGGUCCUCCAGGAGGUUUGGGUAAUCCAGGUCCCUUAGGAGAGAAGGGUGAGCCUGGUGAAUCUGGACCCCCUGGUGUUGGUGGAGAGCCAGGAAAAAUGGGCCCGAGAGGAGAGCGUGGUGAGAAGGGAGAGUCCGGGCAGCCUGGCACCGCUGGUCCUGCUGGUGGAAAGGGACCCACUGGAGAUGAUGGACCCAAAGGAAACCCUGGUCCUGUUGGUUUCCCUGGAGAUCCAGGCCCGCCUGGUGAAGUUGGACCACGAGGCCAAGAUGGUGCAAAGGGCGACCGAGGAGAGGACGGAGAACAAGGAGAAGCUGGUUCACCUGGACCAACUGGUGAGAACGGACCUCCUGGACCUCCAGGAAAGAGAGGUCCUGCGGGUACAAGGGGACCAGAGGGGUCGUCAAGGAGAGAAAGGAAGCAAGGGCGAUUCAGGCGCCCUUGGCCCUCCAGGAAAGACCGGCCCGUGGGGGCACAGGGUCCACCAGGAAAACCAGGACUGAAGGGUGAGCAAGGUUCCCCAGGUGCUGCUGGCCAAAAAGGACCCUCUGGACCUUUGUAUCGUAAAGGUUUGGACAGGACAGUGCUGGAGGUGAACACACCUCAGGUGGAGCAGCUUCCUCUGCUGGACAUCAGGAUCUCAGACUUUGGGGAGGACAAUCAGAAAUUUGGUUUUGAAGUGGGACCUGUCUGUUUCCUGGGAUAA